Puccinia triticina is the source of this 297-nucleotide messenger RNA. RefSeq lists its product as uncharacterized. The transcript has a single exon. The record is from RefSeq and is a predicted model, not a curated record. The coding region runs from base 1 to 297 and encodes 98 amino acids. Lineage: Eukaryota; Fungi; Basidiomycota; Pucciniomycetes; Pucciniales; Pucciniaceae.
AUGUUAAAUUCUUUCGACUUGUUCGACACGUUCACGCCGGUGCAAGUAAGCAUUGCUACCGGUAACAAAUGGGACCAGAAAGAAUUGUUUGCUGUUGCUAAGGGCAACGCAACCCUCCAAUUCUCAAACGGGGCCACCAUUUUCCUUAGGGACGCCCUCUAUGUCCCAAACCUUACUCAAAGCCUCAUCUCAUUCGCGCAACUGAUGGAGAAUCAAGCAGCUAUCACUCCAUCGCCAAGCGGAUUCGAAGUGAAAAUUGACGAUUUGAGUGCUCUCACGGUUGACACAUCAAAUUAA